Molecule: messenger RNA, 876 nt
Organism: Anoplophora glabripennis (Asian longhorned beetle)
Lineage: Eukaryota; Metazoa; Arthropoda; Insecta; Coleoptera; Cerambycidae
Product: mucin-1-like
Exons: 2
Coding region: 1-876 (291 amino acids)
Source: RefSeq, a predicted model, not a curated record
AUGAGUAGAAGUCGCCAGAAAAAUGUUCGCGAACCAAGUGAGGUUGAAGCAUGGAAAUUGAUGAUGAACAGCAUGUUAGAGUUCGUAGUUGCGUCAACGAAACUGAUGGAAACCAUCACCAACCGCGCAGGGGUGACCCCUGCCCCCAGCUCGGAAGACGAUGUCUGCGAAGGGGCCUGCGCUGCUAACGAGGUGGCGAAAGAGACGCAGACUGCUAUUGCUCCCGAUCCUGGUACUGAUCCUGCUGCCGCACCCGAUCCCGAUCCUGCCGCCACUCCUGCUCCCGAUCCUGCCGCUACUUCUGCUCCCGAUCCUGCCGCCGCACCUGUUCCCGAUCCUGCAGCCGCUCCUGUUACCGAUCCUGGAGCCGCUCCGACUCUCGAUUCUGCUGCCGAUCCUGCUGCUGCUCCGACGCCCGAACCUGCAGUCGCUCCGGUUCCUGAUCCUGCUGCCGCACCUGCUCCCGAUCCUGCCGCUUCGCUCCGGCUCCUGAUCCUGCUGCCGCACCUGCUCCCGAUCCUGCCUGCUGCUGUACCUGCUGCCGCUCCGACGCCCGAACCUGCAGUCGCUCCGGCUCCUGAUCCUGCUGCCGCACCUGCUCCCGAUCCUGCCACUGUACCUGCUGCCGAUCCUGCUGCCGCACCUGCUCCCGAUCCUGCUCCUCCAACUGAGGGAGCAACUUAUCAGGAAAAGCUAGAUCCAACAAAACAAGCAACAGGUGAGAAACCAGCAGAGCCGGCUGAAGAGGAAGCAUCUGAAAGUUCGAGUGAAUCGGAUUCAGAAGGAGAGGAACUUGCCGAGGAGCUCUGUGUGUGUCGCAUUGUUAAACGGAUAAAGAAAAUAGUUUCUACGGUUGGAGUAAAUGUCGACAAAUAA